Messenger RNA from Podarcis raffonei (Aeolian wall lizard), 4196 nucleotides. RefSeq names its product guanylate-binding protein 1-like. The transcript is spliced from 11 exons. Lineage: Eukaryota; Metazoa; Chordata; Lepidosauria; Squamata; Lacertidae. The record is from RefSeq and is a predicted model, not a curated record. Gene Ontology annotation, molecular function: GTPase activity; GTP binding. Bases 231 to 2105 code for a protein of 624 amino acids.
CCUGGGCAGUGGGAGCAAUUUUUGAACCAUUUUCCUGCCCCGCAACCGAGACAAGAGGCGGAGCUUGGGGGAUCGCUCCCUCUCUGAAGACCCAAGGCAAGCGGGGAGCGCUUUGCAAACCACCCGGGAAAACUUCGAGCUGGGGGGAAAGGAAAAAAAAAAGCGAAACAUCGUAGCUUUGGAUUCCUCGCCCUUCCUCUCUUUUUGCGAGACCCAUCUUCUCUUGCACAAUGGCGUCAGGGCAGGUCUACAUGGCGGCUCCUGUUUGCCUAAUUGAGAACAUGCCGGAUGGGAAGCUUGUGGUGAACCGGGAGGCUGCAGCGGUGCUUGCCAGGAUCCGCCAGCCGGUGGUGGUGGUGGCCAUUGCGGGGUUGUACCGCACUGGCAAGUCCUACCUCAUGAACAGGCUUGCCGGCAAGAGAAAAGGUUUCUGUCUGGGUACCACAGUGGAGGCGCUCACCAAGGGCAUCUGGAUGUGGUGUCUUCCGCAUCCCUACAGGUCAGACCUCUCACUGGUGUUACUGGACACAGAAGGGUUGGGUGAUGUGCAGAAGGGAAACAGACAGAACGACUCGUGGAUCUUUGCCCUGGCCAUUCUUCUCAGCAGCACCCUGGUGUACAACAGCGUGGGCACCAUUGACCAAAAUGCCCUGGAGAACCUGCACUAUGUCACUGAGCUGACAAAAAAGAUUAAGGCAAAAGCUUCCCCCAGGGAAGAUACAGAGGAGGAGAACUCUGCCGAAUUUAUCCGUUUCUUCCCAGACUUCAUCUGGGCAGUGCGGGAUUUCACACUACAGCUGAAGAUAGAUGGACAGCCCAUCACUGAGGACGGGUAUCUGGAGGAGGCAUUGAGACUGCAGAAAGGUGACACUAAGCAAAUCCAGAAGUUCAACAUGCCCAAGUCAUGUAUCCGCAAAUUCUUUCCAUCACGGAAAUGUUUCACGUUUGACCGUCCAGCUAACAAGAAGAAUUUGCAUAAGCUAGAGCAUCUGGAAGAAGAUGAUUUGGAGGAAGAUUUCUUGGAGCCGGUGGGCCGUUUCUGCCAACACAUCUGGGAGACAUCACGACCCAAGACAGUUCCAGGAGGCCAAGUUGUGACAGGGAGAAUGCUUGAGAAGUUAUUGAAGAUCUACGUCAAUGCUAUCAACAGUGGGGAUGUGCCGUGCUUGGAGAACGCAGUGGUGGCCCUGUCUGAGAUUGAGAACGCAGCUGCUGUGCACGAGGCCGUUUCCUGUUACGAAGCACUGAUGGGGAAGCGGUUGGCGUUGCCCACAGACACGGUGGAUGAGCUGCUGGCUGUGCAUGCUGAGUGUGAAAAGGAAGCCAAUUCUGUCUUCAUGGCCCGUGCCUUUGGCAUCGCGCAGGUUAAAAAAUUCCAGGAGGAUCUUGAGCUUCAGCUGAAGCAGAAAAAGGAAGAAUUAUGCGAGAGAAACAAACAGGUGUCCUUUGACCGCUGCAACCAUGUGCUGGUGGAGCUUUACCGGAAGCUGGAAGAUGGAGUCCACAUAGGAAUUUAUUCUGCUCCUGGUGGCUACCAGCGUUAUCUGGAGAACUGGAACGAAAUGGUGGAGGAAUACCGUUCGGUACCCUGUAAAGGAAUUCAGGCAGACUGUGCUCUUGAAGAAUUCCUGAAAUCCAAGGAGACUGUGGCAAAAUCUCUCCUUCAAAUGGACCGCGCCUUGACUGCCCAAGAGAAGGAACUUGAAGCCCAGCGCGCUCAGGCCGAAGCAGCCCAGCUGCAGCAGACGCUGUUGGAGCAGGAGCAGGCCAGACUAAAGCAAAUGAUGGAGGAUGAGAAGCGAAGCCACGAUGAACAGCUCCGGCUGUUGAAGGAGAAGAUGGAGAAAGAGAAAAAGUUGAUGGAAGAGGAAACAGACAGGAUGAUAGAGCAGAAACUCAAGGAACACGAGUUGCUGCUGAAAGAAGGAUUUCAGAGGAUGGCAAGGAAGAUGGAGAGGGAAAUCCAACAUCUCAAGGAAGAAAAGAAAAGCUGGGAACGGGUGUUGUCUCUAGUGGGAAAUUUGAUCCCAGUUGUGUCAUCUUUGGUGAUGCACAGUGUGCAUCUUGCAACAGUUUCUCAAACUGGGAGCACGCCAAAGAAAUAGUUCCAGCAUGGGGGGGGUGGGAUUAAUGCAGAUUGCAAGGUUGCAUUUGAAUGUAUUAUUAGAUGCAUCUGCACAAAUCAGGAAGCAUGAAAGCUGUAUCUAUACAGCUUUAAAGCACAUUCAAACCAUGUUCUUUCCCUCAAAGAAUUCUGGGCACUGUAGUCACAGAGUUAAAAAUUCCCAACAAUUCUAAACAAACUACAGUCCCCAGAAUUCUUUGAGAGGGUAAAUGUGCUUCCAAUGUGCUUUAAAAGUAUAGUGUGUGUGCAGUGUUAGUGUUUUGUCCACUGACAUUUACUUAGGAUAAAGAUUAUGCAGGGAAAUGUAUCCUGGGUGGGUCUUCUAAGAGAAAGCCAGCUAUUAGCUUGUGUGUGUGUGUUUUUGGAACAUGGUUGUGAAUGCCAAAAUGUGAAGUAAUGUUACAUUUUUAACAUAUUAAGACUGAGCUUCACUAUACACAACUUGCAACCACUGCUCUGGAGUUUCUUUGUGCAGAACUAAAAAUAGGAUAGGCUAUUUCUAGAAAGAAAACAAGCCGGCCUUGUAUUGCCCUCUAGUGGGCACAGACCAGAUGGUGAUUGUCUACAUAAGGUGUGUCUACUUAAAUAUCAAGGAUCACACCUAAAGCCAAAAUUGUGUAUAGUCAAAAAACAUUGGCUUCAAUGGCGGGUGGGAUUGCCAAAGUCAUUUCCCUCCAAGCCCCACCCCCUUAAAAAAUAAAAAUCCACACACAUAAAGCUGAAUGCACACAAGUUAAGUGUGCAUAAGUUGCGGUCUUGCUGUAUUUUACUCAAGCAGCCUUCAACCAACCCGAUCCCAUCCUGAUGUUGUGGGACUACAACUCACAUCAUCCAUUACUAUUGGCUAUACCAGCUGGUGGGAGUUGUGGUUCGCAACAUCUGGACGGCACCAUCUCUGGGGUGGUUGGUUUAGGAGCAUCUACAAUGAUUACCACCUUGACCUAGUGCAUUGUUGUUAAAUUUGAUGCCUUCUUUCUCCCUUCCUCAUGUUCUGCAGCCAGGCACAACUUAAAUUGAUUCCCUUCUGGAAUCUGUUGUGCGCAAGAAAUCAGCUCUGAAAUAUAUGCAGGAGCAGAACAUGCUCAGAGCCAAUUUCCCUCUGUGCUGCGUAACAACACCCUGCUGCAUGUAUCCAGGGUUCAGUCUUUGCCCCUGUGGUGAGUGGAUGUGCUGGAAUUGCAGCCUGCAGUGCUGAUGAGCUGGGUUUGUCUGCACGAGAGUAAAAUUUGAAUUUGCACCAGCCUUUCUCUCCAAUAAGGGACAUGGGUGGCACUGUGGGUUAAACCACAGAGCCUAGGACUUGCCUAUCAGAAGGUCAGUGGUUAGAAUCCCCAGCUCUGUUAUCUGUCUCAGUUCAUUUUUCUCCUGUUCUGUCAUAUUUUUUUACCAAUAACUUAGUUUUAUUUUUAUUCAGUUUGAAACCUGCGACUUGGCCAAAUUGGUUAAUCUUAUCCAACACCCUUGGUAUACUUUCCAAGGGGUUUUCUACUAUUAUUACCAGGUCGUCUGCAACACAAAACGCAUUCCAUGUGAGUAGAAUUCAUUCCUCAAGAGCAUUUGGAAUCUUGAAACUAGCACAGAGUAUGGUAGCUUGCUUGUUAGCAGGAACAAACUGUUACCUAUCUUACCUGUUUUGAAUCAUCUGCCUGGACUGAGAAUUUGCUUCGGGACCCGGUUCUUGCUUUUAAAGCCAUCAAUGGCUUUAGGGGCUCUGAUUUUCUUUAGAUUUGCCACCUCCCAUGUGAGCCUCCCCAGCAUUUAAUAUAUUUUGAUGGGGCCUGGGUUGCUUCAGAUUCUACCUUAUGGGGAGACUAGAUUGGCCACUACCAAGAACAGGGUCUUCUCUGUUGUAGCACCAAUGCUCUGGAACUUCAUUCCACGACAGUAUCACCACUGCCUCCCUGUUGGCCGACUAGAUAAAAACGUAUUGAUUGCAGCUGGUCUUUGAAAACUGCCGUAUCCCAUGUUUUAUGGCUAUUUUGUUAUGUUGUUUCUGCUUGGUUUGAAUGAAGAAUGGUCGUGUUUUGAAUCUGUAAACAACUGUGGUGUAUUCUGUGAACAGGCGUAUUUA